ACGAUCUUUUCCUUUUUCCCAUUCCUAUUAGGGUUUCUUCUUCCGGCAAAAUUUGUCCCCCAAAUCUUCCACCAUGGUUCUCAAGCCCACCAGAGCUCAAAAGAAAGCUCAAUACGACCAGAAACUCUGCCGUCUUCUCGAAGAGUAUUCUCAGGUCCUCAUCGUCGGCGCCGAUAAUGUCGGCUCUAACCAGCUUCAGAGCAUUCGCAAAGGCCUUCGUGGCGAUUCCAUUGUUCUUAUGGGUAAGAACACCAUGAUGAAACGCUCCAUCAGAAUCCAUUCUGAAAAGACUGGUAACUCCGCCGUCACCAACCUCCUCCCUCAUCUUGUGGGAAACGUUGGCUUGAUCUUCACUAAAGGAGAUUUGAAAGAAGUGAAGGAAGAAGUUGCUAAAUAUAAGGUGGGAGCCCCAGCUCGUGUUGGCCUUGUUGCACCAAUUGACGUGAUUGUUCCUCCAGGAAACACUGGACUCGAUCCUUCCCAGACAUCUUUCUUUCAGGUGCUGAACAUCCCAACAAAGAUUAACAAAGGAACAGUCGAAAUCAUCACUCCUGUGGAGCUAAUCAAGAAAGGAGACAAAGUUGGCUCAUCCGAGGCUGCUCUUCUCUCUAAGCUUGGGAUAAGGCCCUUCUCUUAUGGUCUCAUUGUCCUCUCUGUCUAUGACAAUGGUUCUGUUUUCGAUCCAGAGGUGCUUGAUCUUACAGAAGAAGAUCUUCUUGAGAAAUUUCUUGCUGGGGUUUCCAUGGUCGCCUCUCUGUCUCUUGCUGUGUCUUUCCCAACUCUUGCCGCUGCUCCCCACAUGCUCAUCAACGCCUAUAAGAAUGCUCUUGCUGUCGCUGUCGCUACUGACUAUUCGUUCCCUCAGGCUGAUGAAAUCAAAGAAUACUUGAAGGAUCCAAACAAGUUUGCAGCUGCAGCAGCUCCUGCUGCGGUGGCCGAGUCCGGAGGUGCUGCUGCGGCGGCCCCUGCCGCCCAGGAAGAAAAGAAGGAAGAACCGGAGGAAGAGUCGGAUGAGGAUAUGAUCAUGGGUCUGUUUGAUUAAGUUCACAGUUAAGAACAUUAUUCUAAUCCAUCUAGUUUGUAUGUCUUUUUGUUUAUAUGGUCAGAGAUAUUUUCCGCUGGUUUAUCAAAUUUGUGGUGAGAAUUUGAUGCCUUUUUCUGUUUAUUUUGUGAACAUAACCACACAUUUUAUCAUGAAUGGUGGUUGAGUAGUAACUCCUUUUUUAAACAUUAGAACUCUACUUUAUAAUAUGCUCCACUGAAGAACUAGUCCUUAAAAAAA
Messenger RNA from Benincasa hispida (wax gourd), 1282 nucleotides. Its product is annotated as large ribosomal subunit protein uL10-like. Lineage: Eukaryota; Viridiplantae; Streptophyta; Magnoliopsida; Cucurbitales; Cucurbitaceae. Gene Ontology annotation, molecular function: structural constituent of ribosome; large ribosomal subunit rRNA binding. The record is from RefSeq and is a predicted model, not a curated record. Gene Ontology annotation, biological process: ribosome biogenesis; cytoplasmic translation; ribosomal large subunit assembly. Gene Ontology annotation, cellular component: cytosolic large ribosomal subunit.